Penicillium riverlandense is the source of this 774-nucleotide messenger RNA. RefSeq lists its product as uncharacterized. The coding region runs from base 1 to 774 and encodes 257 amino acids. The record is from RefSeq and is a predicted model, not a curated record. NCBI's taxonomy places the organism in Eukaryota, Fungi, Ascomycota, Eurotiomycetes, Eurotiales, Aspergillaceae. The transcript has 2 exons.
AUGUCCGACACGCGAACAUGCUAUUUCCCCAACGGCCUGCCCGCCCCGGGAACCGUUCCCUGCACAAGCGAUGAAGUCUCCUGGUGCUGCAGCACUGACAAUUUCUGUCUGUCGAACGGAUACUGCAUGGACGUAGCCCAGCCCUACGUUCUCUCUCGCGGAGCAUGUACAAGCGACAGUUGGGCAACGGGGUGUCCGUCGUACUGCCAGGAGCAAGAAUUCGAGACUAUGGGCUGCUCCAUCAUCAACCUCUCCUUCUACGACGGCGUCUCCACGUACUGCUGCGGAACGCCCGUGAUCGAUGGCGAUAGUAUCGUCUGUCCUUACGGGUACGAUGCCUUCCAGCUCCCCGACGCAACCGUUCUCACCGGCCACGCUCUUCUCGCCAAUGUCUCUUCUCUAGCUGCGCCAUCUACAUCUUCAGCACCCAACUCUUCCCCCUCUUUUACUUCUGGGAAUACAACCACCACCGCCUCCUCCUCUUCCUCCUCUUCCUCCUCCGCAAGCACCUCCCACGACGUAGCCCUCGGCGCAGGGCUAGGCAUUCCACUUGGCCUUAUUGCCGUUGUGUCGCUGUUCUGGGCCUUCUGGGAACGCAAACGGGCGAAUAAACUGUCCAAGGCUUUGAUGUCGGCUGCGGCUAGCCCCGGCCUGGAGUCCGGGGGGAGUCCCCAGUCGCGUCUAAUGAAUAAUAGUUCUGGGCCAUCGGAGUUGAGUGCUAAGCGGCCGACUAAUGAAUUGAUGGGGAGGGAGGUGAGGGAGGUGUCUUAUUGA